Molecule: messenger RNA, 747 nt
Organism: Budorcas taxicolor (takin)
Lineage: Eukaryota; Metazoa; Chordata; Mammalia; Artiodactyla; Bovidae
Gene: RPA4
Product: replication protein A4
Biological process (GO): double-strand break repair via homologous recombination; nucleotide-excision repair; DNA replication
Cellular component (GO): chromosome, telomeric region; DNA replication factor A complex; site of double-strand break
Source: RefSeq, a predicted model, not a curated record
AUGAGUAAGAAUGGGUUUGGGAGCUAUGGCAGCAUUUCUGCCCCAGGUGGAGCCAGCGGAAGCAGUGACCCAGUGUCUCAGGGCAGGGUAGCUCUUGCUACUAAGUCCAUGGGAUCCAGGGCCCAAAUCCAGGCUAUUGUUCCUUGUGUAAACCAACUGCUCACCUCCACUCUGGUUGAUAACAUCUUCAAGACUAGAGGAAUCAAGAUUUCCCAAGUUUCUGUUGUGGGAAUAAUAAGGCAGGCAGAGAAGACUGCAAGUUUUUACAAGAUUUACGAUAGGACCAUUAAACCUAUCGAGGUCUGCCAGUGGGUUGGCAGAGAUAAAGCAAAGCAGGAGGUGACUCUGCUUCCAGUGGGAGUAUAUGCCAAAGUGUUUGGUAUCCUGGAAUGUUCUGCAGAGGUGAAGAGCCUUGAGAAGUUGAAAAUCCAUGUCCUCCAGGACAUGAAUGAGUACAGCACACACAUAAUCUAGAAACGGUCAACGUACAUGAUGCUGGAUAACACCUGCCAAGCGGGCUGUGGGCAAAGUGGCCCUGUUGAUCCAUCAGAAUGGGGUGAGGCCCAGAAGCACGGCGAGCACCACCCCAUUUUCGUCCAGAAUGAGGUGCUGCAUUUGAUUCAUGAGCUCCAGACCAAGCUUUGUGACCUGAGCAUCUGGACCGUCAAGCAAGCCAUUGAUUAUCUGACCGUGGACGGCCACAUCUACCCCACUGUGGAUGAAGAGCAUUUCAAAUCUGCUGAUUGA